Molecule: messenger RNA, 695 nt
Organism: Salarias fasciatus (jewelled blenny)
Lineage: Eukaryota; Metazoa; Chordata; Actinopteri; Blenniiformes; Blenniidae
Product: myelin basic protein
Exons: 4
Coding region: 170-598 (142 amino acids)
Molecular function (GO): structural constituent of myelin sheath
Source: RefSeq, a predicted model, not a curated record
CCAUAAAGGGGGGGGGAAAGGCGUUUUGUUUUUGUUUUUUUGUCUUGUCGUCGACGCAGUGGUCGUGCUCGGUCCACCGGGAGCAGACUGACAGUUGGUAACAUCCAGUCCGGGCUGCGCGGUGGAUGCAUUUGACACGGACUGACCGCAGAAGGUCUCCGUCAGCAGCAUGGGGCAGCAUCUAGGAAAGCGAGAGUCCCCCGCAGACAGCAAGGCUUCGACACCCGAACCCGAGGCAGCGGUAGUAACCACGGCGCUGACGAAUGCAACGGAGCCUGAAGUGCAGGACGAAGUUUUCGGCCUGGGUGAGGCAGAUGCGAACCAGAACAAUGGCUGCGUCUCGGAGAAGCCGGCGGUGACUGACUCCACGGGCGCUGAGGGCCCCCGCCAGCCCUGGACCCCCGCCAGCACAGCUGACCCUGACGCCGCCGCGCCACGCCCCCACCUGGCCCGCCUCUUCUCCCGAGAUGCCCCGGGCCGAGAGGACAACACCUUCAAAGACCGACCCUCCGAAUCGGACGAGCUGCAGACCAUCCAGGAGCACAGCGGAGCGGCUUCAGAGUGCGGGUCGGAGAGCCCCGAGCAGGACCUAGAUUAGGCUAGCUUUUUUUUUUUCCUCCCUUCUCCUCUCUUUUGCCUCUUUUCCUCCUCUUUCUUUUUUGUUCUUUUUUUCGCCCUCUCAUUUAAGAGAGAGA